AUGGUGAAUGACGUGGCUUCCAUUCGGCGGAGUUUCACAUGAGAUCUUCCGUGUUGUUGUUCCAAACGCUUUUCCGAAAAGAUGCGUAAACUUUUGCUUGUGAUAGCGAUAGCGUUCGCGGUGGUACAGCGGUCCUUUGCUCCACCAGUCACUAAAAACAAAACCGACGAUGAGCACAGUGACAAGGAGAAUGAAGUCGAGGAAAAGGAAGAAAUGGAAGACGUCGUGGAGUAUCAUAGGUAUCUCAAAGAGGUCAUUCAGGCCCUUGAGAGCGAUCCAGAAUUCCGUAGUAAAUUGGAGAAUGCCCAGGAAGCCGAUAUUCGGAGUGGGAAGAUAGCACAUGAAUUGGAGUUCGUGGGCCAUCAGGUCAGAUCCAAACUAGACGAGCUUAAACGACAAGAAUUAGAAAGGUUGAGACACUUGGCGGUAAAGGAAUACGAGCUUGAAAAUGGCUUGGAUCCUUCGAGACUAAAGAUCGAUUCGCAUAUUACUAACUAUAAUCCAAAUACUUUUGAAGUUGACGACUUGAAGAAAUUAAUAGCUAAGACUACGCAAGAUUUAGCCGAGGCUGACAAGAAAAGAAGGAAAGAUUUCAAGGAGUACGAGAUGCAAAAGAAAUUUGAACAGGAACAGAAGAUGAAGGGUAAUACUGGGAUGGACGAGAAACAAAGGAAGGAUUACGAAGAGGAGUUGCACAAGCUGCAACAGAAGCACAUGCAACAUCAGCCGCUGCACCAUCCUGGAAGCAAACAACAGCUAGAAGAGGUGUGGGAAAAGCAGGAUCUUAUGGACGGUCAGGACUUCGACCCGAAAACAUUCUUUUAUCUACACGAUUUGGACAGUAACGGAGUGUGGGACGAAAAUGAAGUAAAGACUCUCUUCCUGAAAGAGUUGGAUAAGAUGUAUGCCCAAGGAGCUCCAGAGGACGACCUUCGAGAGCGCGUCGAAGAAAUGGAGCGAAUGAGGGAGCAUGUCUUCAAAGAAGCUGACAUUAAUGGAGAUGGUCUCAUAAGCUGGUUGGAGUUUUUGGAGCAGACCAAAAAACCAGAGUUCCAGAAGGACCCUGGCUGGGAGCCUUUGGACCAGCAACAGCUGUACUCUACUCAGGAAUACGAAGCUUUUGAGAGAAGGCGGCAAGAAGAGAUACAGAAAUUAAUAGCGCAAGGCGUGCUAUCGCCACACUCUGGUAACUAUGAUCCGGGGCACCAUCCUCAACAACAGUACCAACCUCAGCAGCAUCAACAGCAGCAGUUCCCAUCACAGUUCGCUAACGUGCCUCAGAGCGGUCCCAAUCAAGGCUUCGCACCUCCCAUGGAUCCUAGAGUUUUGAAUCACGGACAACAGGCUCAAUUCCAAGGCGGCCAACAACACUACGAACAAGUGCCACAACAGCAAUAUCAUGGCCAAAUGCCACAGCCGCAAUAUCACGGCCAAGCGCCGCCCCAACAAUAUCAAGGCCAAGCGCCACCCCAACAAUAUCAAGGCCAAGCGCCACCCCAACAAUAUCAAGGCCAAGCGCCACCCCAACAAUAUCAAGGUCAAGCGCCACCGCAACAAUAUCAGGGACAAGUUCCUCAUCAGCCCUAUCAAGGACAUGCUCAGUCACAGUACCAAGGCCAAAAGGAACAAGUCCCUCAACAACCCCCUUAUCAACCUAAAGUUCAAACCAACAUAUCACAGCAACAAAAUACUCAACAAAGCGCUCCGCAGCAACAGCAGGAGCUAAAGAACGAACUGGAUCAAAAUCAAAUACCUAUUGCAGGUAGCGUUCCUAAGGGGCCCGAACAAAUCGCCGUAAACAGCAUUCCCAGCGGUACAAAGGUGUAACUGGGAACGCGGCGGCUCACAUUGAGAUUAUCGCAGAACAAGUGGGAGAUUAAGAAGUAUUUAGACGCCCGAGAGAUAAGUGUGCCGAGUCCUCCAUUCCGCAAUGCGGAAUUCUGGAUCAAGAUCGUGCAAUCGGCUAAAGGCACCCCUUGGCCGCUCCGCAGUUUGUUCGCUCUACUUACGCGAGUAUACGUUGUAAAGCCUCACUGUAACUACGUAAAACGGCAUAGAAAAGAAGAAAAAAAAAAGAAACUACCUUCCGUAUACAAUGUAAUUUAAUUGUUUACCUCUGACUAGUAAAUUGAGUAUUCUCGCACGGA
This is a messenger RNA of Orussus abietinus, 2147 nucleotides long. RefSeq names its product nucleobindin-2 (gene NUCB1). The record is from RefSeq and is a predicted model, not a curated record. NCBI's taxonomy places the organism in Eukaryota, Metazoa, Arthropoda, Insecta, Hymenoptera, Orussidae. The coding region runs from base 82 to 1827 and encodes 581 amino acids. Gene Ontology annotation, cellular component: endoplasmic reticulum-Golgi intermediate compartment; extracellular exosome. The transcript is spliced from 10 exons. Gene Ontology annotation, molecular function: calcium ion binding.